Messenger RNA from Doryrhamphus excisus (bluestripe pipefish), 4935 nucleotides. RefSeq names its product synapse differentiation inducing 1-like (gene syndig1l). NCBI's taxonomy places the organism in Eukaryota, Metazoa, Chordata, Actinopteri, Syngnathiformes, Syngnathidae. The record is from RefSeq and is a predicted model, not a curated record. Gene Ontology annotation, cellular component: membrane; intracellular membrane-bounded organelle.
UCCAAAUAGUCCAAGUGAAGGCGCGCACACGCAAAAGGGAGGGGAAGGACGCUGCCUGCACAACAAGGAUUCGGGACUCUGCACCCCGUCAUCCUAUCGCACCUAAACAUGAUGCUUCCACUUUAAAGACGCCAGGGAGGAGUUGGAUGGGGGAAAGGAGCGCUUUUUUGAGAGCUUUACGCGGAGGAGGGAGCGCAGCUUCUCGGCCGAGCGCAGCGCACACCAGCUCGGCCGGAGACCAUCGCCUGUUCCCCCCCGCAUGGGAAAGUCCGCGACAUGCCUCCACAGCGUCAUGCACAGCCUGCGAACAGGCAAGAUCUCUGAGUGGUGGAGUGCCUUUACAGUCCUCCGUGCGCAUUAAGGAAGCACAGAUCAUUAUUCCGAUUCUUUGCUAGAUAAGAAGUAGUGAUUGGCACCUCACCUUUUGACUUUUGUUGCUAUGGAGAAUCUCAGCGAGCUCCAGAACCCUUUGUUGGACAAAAAUAGCAAGCACAUGGUCAACGGUUAUGGAGGAGACUUCCCUAACAACCAGUACCAGGAAAACAUUAUUAAUUAUUUUGCCGGAGGUGGUGGCGAGAGCGGCGGCGGCGGCGGCGGCGGUGGUGGCGGCGGCGGUGGCGGUGGAGGCAAGGCGAGCAAUGUCGUGAGCGGAGGUGGUUACAGUAGCAAUGCCAAGAUCAAGUCGCAGCAGCUCUUGGACGCCACCUCGCUGCAUUUGGCCGUGGAGGCCUUCUACAGACCCAACUUCAUCCUGUACAAGGAGGACAAUGGCAGCAUCAAGGCCAAGGAAUACAAAAGCGAGUGCUGCGAGACCACCUUCACGGAGAAGAAGGCCAAGGAGGCGUCCAACACGGUCGGAGGGGAUGGCACCGGCCCCGAGGACCCGCAGGCCAAGAUGAUGGAGGACGGCGAGCAUGUCAAGAUCCAGACUGUUUCAUACGAGGUGGAGGAGGAAGAAUACGUGGAGUAUGAGACGGACUGCUCCAGCGACAGCGAGAGCGAGGAUAAUUUUAUUGUGGUGCCUCCGCGGGACCACCUUGGCUUGGCCAUCUUCUCCAUGCUGUGCUGCUUCUGGCCUCUGGGAAUUGCAGCGUUUUACUUCUCGCAAGGGACCACCAAGGCGGUGCACAAAGGCGACUUCCCGUUGGCCAACAUCGCCUCCCGACGCGCUCUCUUCCUGGCCGCUCUGUCCAUCACCAUCGGCACUGGCGUCUACGUGGGGGUGGUGGUGGCGCUCAUCGCCUACCUUUCAAAACCGGGACACAUAUAGCGGCUGCUCGCAUCCACCCUGGGGAGAGCCGCAGAAGGAGAAGAGUCCCCUCGGGGGGAAACCAGCAGUGCUGUUUCUGCAAAUUUGGAGAAAAGUUUUUUGAGGGGUGGGUUGGUUCAGUUUUCCUUUCCACCUUCCUUUUUUUCCCUGCAGACUCCCUGUCAGCCAGAAUUAGCACAGCGACAGGAAAAAGGGGUCAAGCUGGAAGCAUUUGGGCGGCUUUCAUGUUGUUGAGGCCAGGAAAAGUUUUGAGGAAUGGAUGGGAACCCAGUUUGCAUUCUAUUGACCUCGCCCCCCCCUUUGGACUUGACCUCUUGUUGGCUGUUUUUCUAAACUUCCAAGAGGUGAAAGGAGACAAACAAGCCUGUGAGCACCAUCACAAGGAGAAGAACCCCCAAAAAAUCCAACCGCAUCUUUGUUGUCUUCAAUUGCCACCUGGGAUCCUAAUGUUAAUAAACAAGCAAAGGACUUCUGGAGACACCAGAACUGAUAACGGCAUUCUUAGCGGAGCUUUUUACUUCACCUUAGGGAAGAUGUGACUACCCAUCUGUCAAAGUCUUUCUCAAAAAUCUAACACCAUCCUCUCAUGCCAGAUGUUGUUUGCUUACAACCCAAGUGUGCUUUCUUUGUGUUCGUCCCCCCCGCAGUCUAAUGACACCUCCGUACAUCUGCCUUUACCUGAGUUGUAGCGAGCGUUGCCAGGGGACGGGGAUGUCAAAAAAAUGCCCUCAGCAUUCCGUCUAUCCGCCCACCUAGUAACCAUUCCAAACAAUAAACACUGAAGGAUUUAUUCAUACUCUGAAUCAUAUCCACUUUUAUCAUUCAUUGGGAGAUGGCGUCGAUGAGGUAAAACAAGCCCCACCCUUUACCAGCCACCAUUCACCACCACUGUAAGGACCUACCGACCCCCAAGUUCAACAAUCACCAUAAACGGUCCCAUUCGUUUACGCACAUUCCUUGGGGUUCAGCGGCCGCUAUGAAACUAGGUGUUUUUAUUUAGGACCACUACUAUUAUACUAUAUAUUUGCCAGUUAUUUCAAAUUGUGCAAACCCACAAAAUUAUCCACCACCACACGCUACAGCGCCCUAAUGGGCUCCACCCACGGGAGGCCACGUCGCCUCUAGUCCAUUCAUUUGCAAUGGAAGCCGCGCAAUUUGCGAAAUUUGUGUCAAUUUGUGCGCACGCUGGCUUGCGACACAAUCCCAAAAAUAUGAAAAAUUAAAAACUAGUUUCAUUAACUGACCGACAAACGGACGGAUGCCAGUCGGUCCUCUCUCGAAGGUAAACAUGUCACUAUUUCCUGUCACUAUUUAACCUUUUUAUAAAGGAAUAUGGAAAUUAAAAAAGGAGCGGCUUGGGAACUUGUUAGCGUCAGAGUAAGCAUAUGAGGUAAGUUUACGCCAACAUUUAUGUAAGUUUAUUCUGGAUACUAAAAAGAUCCGUUACGGGCAAGACUACACGAGCAUCAUUGGCCGCUUUUCCUCCUCUGAACUUCUCUGAUACCCCCAAAUUCAUAAUUUGCUCUGGAUGCUCACUGAUGUAACUCGAGAGUUUGCUAUGCCUUGGCGAUGAGUUUCACCAAUCGUGGUCGUUUGUCGCCAUAACACCCUACCCCCAUGAGAAGGUCAACUUAACACCAUAAUUCACCAUAAUCCAGAAUACGUUUCUACACAAGGAGGUCCCUUUUGGGGGUGAUGAAAGACAAAAGUAUCUGUAGUGGGGCAUCAUGCAUUGGUUGGGGUUCAGUGGCAACUAAGAAACUUUUUUCCUUUUAAUUAUGACUACACAUGUUGAAUAUUUUUCCAUCAUUUGGACUUGUGGAUUUUUUUAAAUCAAAAUUUUGUACGCCCCGACCCGUCCCCGGCCCCCGUCCACACCUCACGCUACAUCACAGCCCAGAACGUUCCCAAAGUUUGUUGGGAAACAAAGGUCCUAAAUCAAAUGAAUGUUGUCAUUAAGAGGCGUGUAGCGGUCUACUCCGACACUGCGUCGGAUUUAGCGGCAAUAAAUUUGGCUUUUUGUCAGGCGUGUUCAAUCAACAGCGCGCUGCCAUGCAUGAUUGAUACAUUUUUUGUCCUCGGUUAUAUGAAACAAAAAAGGUAAAUUGAAAUUGAUCGUGUUGGAAAGAGAAAAUCAACUGAGCGCAAGGAUUUGAGUCGUGUUCCAAAGCAAGCAACAUUGAGUGAGACUUGAAUAAAUGACACAAGUUGGGAACAUUCGAUGUGAAAAAGCUUAUUAAUUACCGAGGUUAUUUUAUUUGUCAUUAUAAGCAGGCGGGGUGCGGGGUUCAAGACGCAAAACCACAAGAAGUAACAUUCUACUUAGCUUCCCGGCAUCCGUCAUACCUGACAUUUAUGGAGCAAAAUUAGCUCCGUGUAAUGGCCUCUUUCUUUUUGUUCCGAGGGAAUGUGCGUACUCUCUGGAGCGUGGCUCUAAAAUAGCACAAGCACAUUAAUUUCAAUAAUAGGCAUGGCGUCAGUGGCGUGGAGUAAACGAUCCACUAAAGAAGUCUCCACGAGGGAACACGCUAAUUCCAAGGCGGACAUUUUUUUCUUUUUGGGAAUUUUGCCCAUCAUCCACAAUCCUUAUGUGAGACAUGAACAAACGCAUCUUUGUUUUUUCUGCUAACAUUUGUGUUCUCCUGUCUCCUGUCUAAUGUUGUUGUACAAUACAAUACAAUACAUUAUAUGUAUAUCAUAUCUAUUACCUUGGACAAGUGCUGAGUGUACAUCCCGAUUUUAAGACGAGUUUAAAAAUAAUUAAAAUUUGAUACUGUUGAUCUAUCAUCCACAACCCUUGUGUGACAUGUGACAUAUCUUUCUAUUUUCUGUUUGUUCUCCAGAUAUAAAACUAAUUUUUUUAAAAAAGAGUCGGCUAAGAAUGCGCAUAAUGUGACACAUCUUUCCCGCCUUUAUAGAGUCCUGAAAACACCUCCAGAAACGGCCAACAAGGCUCCAUACAUAUAUUAACUGCAUAUUAACAAAGCUAGGUCAACAUUGUUAUUGUUGUUAUUAACGUGGUUACACCCAAGAACUACCUUCCUGGCGUAGUGACACCUUGCCACACCACAGCCGGCUAGCGACUAGCUCCAACACACUGGCUCCCAAUGCCUCAAGCCACAUUGGAGUGUUUUGUUUUGGAGGCUAGGUGUAGCGUCGCUGUCUAUGUUGCUAUGUGAAAAGUAUGAUAUGUUAUCAUGAAUGUACUUGUUACUACAUGAAAAACCAGAAAACCAUGUUGGAGCCUUUUGGAGGUGUUGUAUACGUGGAAUAGGUGUGUCCCAUUGUGGCCUCUUUUUAUCUGUUUGUGUAUCUUUAGAAAACACAUGUGUGGUCAUGUCCCACAGACUGUAAGGACUGAGGAUGAUGGGCAAAAAUACAAAAAAAGUUCACUUUUCCUUUAUGUGCUCUUUUUCAGGUUUCAAAAUGGAGUUAACAUGUGGUUAACGACCUUUCACCCCAUGCUUUAUGUUAUAUUGCGUACAGGCAACCUGCUGUUGUGUUUGUUUUUGUGUGUGAUUAUGUUUUGAUUCUCCUCUGUCACUCUAAUAAGCACAUGAAUGAAAGACGGGGUUUUCUUUGGUUUUCAUGUUUUAGGAUUUGUGUGUGCCGGCAAGCGUGUACAUAGUGGACAUUUAAUGGCAAAUAAAUCCGAAAAUAAGGGC